This is a messenger RNA of Diaporthe citri, 189 nucleotides long. RefSeq lists its product as uncharacterized. NCBI's taxonomy places the organism in Eukaryota, Fungi, Ascomycota, Sordariomycetes, Diaporthales, Diaporthaceae. The transcript is spliced from 2 exons. The coding region runs from base 1 to 189 and encodes 62 amino acids. The record is from RefSeq and is a predicted model, not a curated record.
AUGGCAAUUUUGGCGGACCUGACAUACAGAGACUCACGAACGAUGCGUAUCGCCACAGUGAUCGCUAUGUUCUACCUUCCAGCGAAUCUGGUCAUGUCGUUCUUCAGCAGCACACUCGUCUGGUUCGGUACUUCUGGCGAUGUAUCAGAAAACUCUGGCUCGAAAAUGCAAGUCCGUAGUGAGGUCUAG